Myotis brandtii (Brandt's bat) is the source of this 1348-nucleotide messenger RNA. RefSeq names its product visual system homeobox 1 (gene VSX1). The transcript has 5 exons. The annotation marks the transcript as partial. Gene Ontology annotation, biological process: regulation of transcription by RNA polymerase II. Lineage: Eukaryota; Metazoa; Chordata; Mammalia; Chiroptera; Vespertilionidae. The record is from RefSeq and is a predicted model, not a curated record. Gene Ontology annotation, molecular function: sequence-specific double-stranded DNA binding; DNA-binding transcription factor activity, RNA polymerase II-specific. Gene Ontology annotation, cellular component: nucleus.
CCGCCGUCCCCGCUUGGCCGCCAGCAGCGCAGCGAAAGCGUCUCCACGUCGGAUGAGGAAAGCCUACCUGGAAACAGGAGUGACCUGAAGGUGUCCCCAAACCCUGGCAAGAGGAAGAAGAGGCGGCACAGGACUGUCUUCACUACCCAGCAGCUGGAAGAGCUGGAAAAGGCGUUCAGCGAGGCACACUACCCUGACGUGUAUGCCCGGGAAAUGCUGGCCAUGAAGACUGAGCUCCCUGAAGACCGAAUACAGGUCUGGUUUCAAAAUCGGAGGGCCAAGUGGCGGAAGCAGGAGAAGCGCUGGGGCGGCAGCAGCGUGAUGGCCGAGUAUGGGCUCUACGGGGCCAUGGUGCGACACUGCAUCCCUUUGCCCGACUCUGUCCUCAACUCCGCCGAGGACAGCCUGGCCGGUUUCUGUGCGCCCUGGCUCCUAGGGAUGCAUAAAAAAUCCACAGGGGUGAUAAGGAAACCUGGAAAUGAAGAAAAGCUGGCUGGAUUCUGGGGCCCUGACCACCUCAAGGAAGGUUCUAGUCCAAGUCAGGCAAGAUCCCAGAGCGUCGUCAAUGCAGCCAGUCCUGAGAGUAACUUGGAAGAUGUUGCCAUUGAUCUCUCCAGCUCCACAUGGCAGGAAACCAAGACGGUGCACCAGGGGGCCAAUGCUCAAGAUUCAGACAGGCUCCAGCCUAGGAAGGUGGGAGCCUUCUGAGGCCCACAGGUCCCACCCUCAAAGGUUGGACAUUCUUCACUUUGGCUUUUUCAAAAAACAGAAGUUGUCCAGGACAAAUCAUCUCAGUUGGGUUUCCUGCUAGUGUCAGGAUAAAAUUCAAUGCCAUUUGUUUUAAGAAGACGAAUGGGUGACUUGGGAAAAACUCUGUUUUGCUCUAGAGUGGAAAUACUCCUUAAAGGCACUUGAACCAGUUAAUGUGGUAUAAACAUUUUAUUGUCUUCUGUAGAACUUGAGGAGGGAAGAUUUUCAUUCAAACAGCAUUUUCACUGCUGGGCAUCAUUUGAGAUUUGGUUCAAUUAAUGGGUUAGGUCUGAUAUCCUCACUCUGAACUCAAAAAUAUAAAAUUACUUAACCUCCAGAGAAUCAGAUGUCUUCAUAGAUAGUGAAGACCCCAUGCAGACAUAUGAAUGAGUUAUAUUACCUUUAUCUUGAACUUGACUUCAGACAGUUCGAUUUUCUCACCAGGCAAUAAUUUUGCAUUCUCCUGAGUUUCAUUUGAUAUGCUAUGUGUGUUGGAGUUCGUAAAAAACAAAAAAACAAAGCAUGAUUUCCCCUUUCUUUUGGAAAUAACAUGGACCAUAUCUAAAUAAUUGUUGAUUAUUUAUAAACAGUGUUUUAA